AUGGACCUAGAAUCAAUCCCGCCAAUAACCCUGAUCUGGACCUCCUCCAUCCUCAUCAUCGCCCUUCUGGAACACACGCACACCAUCUCUUCCUUCCAACUCUUCUACACCCCCUCACUCGUCUUCCGCAAAUAUCAAUUCUGGCGACUCCUCACGACCUUCCUCUAUUUCGGACCAUUGGGGCUCGACUUUAUCUUCCAUCUUUUCUUCUUUGUGCGAUAUUCACGAAUGCUCGAAGAAAAUUCUUUUGGCGGCCGAACUGGUGGUAGAGCCUCGUACGUCGUUCUCCUCUUCUUCGCCACAGUUUGCCUGUUAGUCCUGUCGCCGUUAACAGCACAGCCGUUUUUGGGCAGCCCGUUGGCGUUUGUACUCGUGUAUAUCUGGGCGAGAAGGAAUAGACAUGUAAGAUUGAGUUUGUUCGGAUUGCUGGUGAUAACGGCGCCUUAUUUGCCUUGGAGUUUGGUGGGGUUUGGGUGGUUACUACAUGGAAGUCUCAAGGCGGUGGUGGGAGAUCUGAGCGGGAUUGCUGUUGGUCAUCUUUUUGCAACGGGUAACGGAACAGAUUACUUCCUGGUCGAUGUCUGGCCAAGAGAGUUCAGGUCGGGAGGUGGAAGCCUGUUGGCUACUCCGAACUUUCUCAUCGGCAUAUCACUCCUCCCUCGCAUACUAGCUUUCGUUCCUGGUCUGCUCUGUCUGCGUGUAGCUGUGUAUUGGUCUCCCGCACGCUAUGUCGAAGCCUUGGCCGUGAAAGAAGAGCAAGGUGGAGCCUGA
Molecule: messenger RNA, 771 nt
Organism: Ustilago hordei
Lineage: Eukaryota; Fungi; Basidiomycota; Ustilaginomycetes; Ustilaginales; Ustilaginaceae
Exons: 3
Coding region: 1-771 (256 amino acids)
Biological process (GO): endoplasmic reticulum unfolded protein response
Cellular component (GO): endoplasmic reticulum membrane; Hrd1p ubiquitin ligase ERAD-L complex
Molecular function (GO): ubiquitin-specific protease binding; misfolded protein binding
Source: RefSeq, a predicted model, not a curated record